Molecule: messenger RNA, 2037 nt
Organism: Nerophis ophidion (straightnose pipefish)
Lineage: Eukaryota; Metazoa; Chordata; Actinopteri; Syngnathiformes; Syngnathidae
Gene: dnai7
Product: dynein axonemal intermediate chain 7
Exons: 14
Coding region: 1-2037 (678 amino acids)
Cellular component (GO): axoneme
Molecular function (GO): microtubule binding; beta-tubulin binding
Source: RefSeq, a predicted model, not a curated record
AUGCAGCGGCUGCACUGGGUCAUAAACAGUUCAAACACAAAGGAUUUAGAACGCAGAGAUGGGGAGCUGGAAGAACUCGGCUCCAUACUGGAGAAGACUUACAGUGCUGUCGCCAAAUAUAAACAUGACCUGGCCGAGCUGUCCAAGUGGGAGCGAUACAUGCAAUGCAGCGUGAUACCAGACUCCACGGUGCAGCAGGACGUCAACACAUUCAUCAGCUUGUGGAGAGACGAGACAAGCUGCGACCUCAACACCGUGCUGAAGAAAUGUAACGUGGCCCAGCAGCUGAUGGAGGAACUGGAGGAGCUGCUGAGAAAAGCAGGCAGCCUCAAAGAAGUGAUGACAUACAGGGAGGCUCUCCUCCAUCUGCAGGAUGUAGUCCACAACAAAAUCCUCAACGUGAGCGCGGAGAUCCUGAAGGGGGCCAGUUCCAAUAUCGACACGGAGACGGGCAACAUGCAGGCUGUGAUAAAAGACGACAACAUGACAUUGUGCCUCUGGGCAAACCUCAUGAGGAAUCACAGGUUCAAGUACUUGAACUUCGGGGAGGUGGGCAUGGGCUUUGAGCUGACCAAGCAGCUGGCAGGGAGCGACAUCGCCGUGCGGAUCCUCUACACCCGCUACGACCAUUUGUCCAUCCUGUCCAGGAUGACCCACAUGACCAUGCCGCUGCCCCCCGUCAGCUCUCUCAGCAAGGCGGAGGAGGUUCCACCCGAGCAGGGGGAGGGCAAGGAGAUCCAGGAGGAGGCCAAGGAGAACCAGGAGGAGGCGGGGGCUCAGCAGCAGCAGCAGCAGCAGCAGCAUGAGACCGUGGAGGAUGAGAAGACAACCGCCAAUGAGUCUGAGGGGACCAAGGCACAGAACUCUGAAAGCCACCUGUCAAAAAGCAGCGCCCCACACCCCGAGGAUGGAGACAGCCAGAUCCAGACCCAAAUAGAGACCGUUACAGCCGCCUCCACUCCCCCUCCCCCGCAGGAGGCCGCCGAGGACGCCGGCCCGGACCCCCACGUGGUGGACCUGAGGGAGUACACCACCCUGGGCGGGGUCUUCUACUGCGAAGUUUUCCACCUGCCGCCGCAGGCGCAUCAAGUCAAGGGCUGGGAGAUCCGAAAGCUUCUGGAGGCGGGCCUGCAAGUCUUCCAUUACACCAUUGAAACCUGCGAUCCAACGGAGGAAGAAGACGCCAACUCCUUCCUGGUGGCACUGUCCGUCCCCCUCCCGGACAAUCUUUUCUUCCUGGAACCCCCUCAAGUGGGGCGCUGGCUUGCAGCAGAGAAGCACUGGAGGACAGACGGCAUCAGCGACUUCUGCCUCAACCAGGAGGAGGGCACGCUCUCCUUCAGGAUGGACUCCCUCUACCCGUUUGUGCUCAUGCUGCGCACCUACGCCAACUUUCCCUUCCGGAGCUGGGAGCUGAGGCCGCUGGACCGGGACUCGGCUCGCUUCAGCAUCCAGGGGGCGCUCAUGGACCUCAGCAUCACCAUCAAGGGGAACCAGUGCAUGCUGCAGUCGGAGCGAGACGUGGGCCUGGCGGACCUCUUUGACCGCUGGAUGAGUGCGACCCAGCUGCAGCGCGCCAUGGUCCGGGCCGGGAUCAACGUGUUUGUCAACGAGCACACAGACAAAUUUGUUCCUUCCUGCUGCAAGGAUCCUCUGGCAGAGAACACAGCCUAUGAACAGAUUUCCUUAUUUGCCUCCGUCUGCACCUUCUCCUGGAGCAAGUGGAAUUCCCAGUGUGGCGGCCAGCAUGUCAUCAUGAAGGCGUGCGAGCACCAGGGUCCAGACCCGAUCCCUGAGGACCAGUGGAGUCUCUACCUGCUGGGGGCGCACAGAUUCCAGAAGCUGGAGAUAACGGAGACGAGCGAGACGUUCUGCUUCGACCAUCAGCCCGACAGCGAGUUCCACUCCACCUUCAUCCACAUGCUGCAGGACAACAUGACUCCUGAGGGCAUAGGUGACACCCGGGAGUGCCACUUCCUCUUUGUGGACACCGUGCAGAGUCUGCUCUGUGCCACCAGACCCUUCAUGUUCUGCUAA